UGAGAAGCUCACCCGCCGCUAGUUGUGUGAAUUAGCCAGCCACGCAUGUGGAGGCAGGCGCGUUCGCAAAUCCCCAUGCAAGACAUCAAUCACGUUCGCGGUGCAUCCGCGAAAUCGCGGCACGCCGGCGUGCAACGAUGAACGAUCAGACUGUAUCCGCUUGCACCAUCGUUCCUUUCACAUCAAGCCCAUUCCUCGCCCGGUCUAGUCGAUCCGUCAACACGAUGGUGGAUGCGGCUUCCACAACCAAGCUUGCUGCCGAGCAGCAGCAGCAGCAGCAGCAGCAGCAGACAUCCCUAAGUAGAGCUUCAACGAGCCAAACGAUGUUGAGGUUGAUGAGGGACAACGAAGCAGCGUUGAAAGCCUUGCUGGUGCACAGCGGCAAAGUGUUGCGAAUCAGAUCGGACACGUCGAUGAGCUUGCAGAACAGCACACAGGUGCAAUCAUCAGCUCCGCUCGAAGCGAUGAUCGUCGAUUCCCAAAAUGCAAUGUUUGGAGAGGAGCAAGCGGAAGCAAAGACUGCCGCCUCCCGCUCCACGCAUACGGUGAUGGAGGAGCUCUUGAAGAGCGUCAAGGAGGAUGUCGCUUCGACGCCUGGAAUGGUAGAGGUGCUACACAAUGCAGAAUCGCUGAGCAGAGGCUGCAAUGCUCUUGCUGCGUGGCUGUCGUAUGCCCAGACCUUGCUGCUCUCCGAGCUAGCUCGAGCGCAGGUAAGAGAAGCGCAAGAGGCGCUCGAACAGGCAAGAGCGGCUGAAGCAGCUCGACUGGAGCAAGUUGCAGCGGCUGAGCAAGCCGCAAAAGAAGUAGCAGAAGAGAGGGAGCGAACAGAAAAAGAGGCAGCGGACAAGAUGGCGAAAGAUGCGAGUACAGCAGCUGCUGCAGGAGACACCGUGGCUAUCGAGUCACGCAAAGGAGAUUCUGCCACUGAAACGCACAACGACGAUGAGGACGACGACGAUGAUGUUCCCCUAGCAGCAGCGAGUAAAGCCCCUGUGACAGGAGCUACAAGAGCACCGACGAUCGACAUGAACGCCGAGCAGCCCAUCGAUCUCACUAUGAGCCCGUCAGGGUCGCCAGAGAUCUCGAAAGCGGAAGCCAGCUCCACCGCCAAUGUACCACCGAUAUCAUCAGCAGUAGCGUCGAGCGGCACGGAUCCUGCUUCCCUCCUGGCGUCUCUGACAGGCAUAGCUGCAAAUCCAGCUUUCGCUUCGUUGUCGGAGACGGCCAACUCGUCAGGUUCAAGCACAUCGCUGCCUCUGCCCACUUCAGACGCGAACGAAGCAAGCUCAGACUUUAAUCUGUGGGACAUGGACCUUUCCAGCUUGGAUAUGACUCAAUUGUCAAGACUGGCAGCAGGGCCCACCGCAAAGGAAUUGACCGGUGCAAACGAAUCGGGAUUGGACCUGUCCAAGCUCGACGCUCCCACCGAUCCGGCCAACAAGGACAAUCUGCCACCGGACACGACCGCUGCAGGUGGAGACGCGAGCGUAAGCAACGCCAUCUCUACAGACUUCUCCUUUUUGGGCAAUAUAGCUCCCGACUCGGCUGGAUCCAUGGGCGCUUUCGAGAAUGGUAGUCUUGACAUGGGUGAUGGUACGGGGAUGGGCAUGGACCUCAGCAACCUUGACUUUGACUUUGGAGAGUUUCAAAAGCAGUUUGAUAGCACCAAUGAAGGCGGUGCGGAGGAUGGAGGCUAGCUGGUGGCCACAGCAGCAGGGCAAUGGACAGGUCCCGUCAUUCUCGUGCAUCAACCUGCUUACGGUACUGGAAGGACCGUUCCCAGACGCGCGAAUCACAUCAUUUUACUCAAAGUCGAGGAGGGCAGGCAAAGUGGGGUGGCGUUGCUUGCGACAGCAAGCAACGCGCCUCAAUCCUUGUUCGUGUGCCUGAAAGCCAAAUCAAACUCGCUCUUUACCAGGCCAAUCUCGGGGCAGAACAAGACGCAGCCGAACAGACCACCCACCGUCAGCCCAGCGCCCAGCUUUGUCGCCUUGGGGUGACGGUCAUAGA
Messenger RNA from Ceraceosorus guamensis, 2010 nucleotides. RefSeq lists its product as hypothetical. The transcript has 3 exons. The record is from RefSeq and is a predicted model, not a curated record. Lineage: Eukaryota; Fungi; Basidiomycota; Exobasidiomycetes; Ceraceosorales; Ceraceosoraceae. Bases 138 to 1697 code for a protein of 519 amino acids.